AAAGAGGGAGCCAGCAGCUGGGAGAUCUCCAGGUUCCAGAGAGAAAAGUCCCAACUCCCUCGGAACUUUGUACUCUAUUUGGGAUCCUUUUAUUUCUCCUGGUUCCAGGUUUCUGGUGUUUACAAGGAAGCCAGUAGCUCGGAUUGCUCAAGCAGUGCAGUGGAAGGCAAAGGACUUGGUAGAGAGCUCAACUUGGAGCCGGUAACAGGUGAUGGAGACCAACUGCCGCAAACUCGUUUCGGCUUGUGUGCAAUUAGGCGUACAGCCGUCGGCCGUUGAAUGCCUUUUCUCCAAAGACUCAGAAAUCAAAAAAGUCGAAUUCAAUGAUUCCCCCGAGAACCGGAAAGAAGUGGCUACCAGCAAGCUCUUCACCAGGCAGCAUCCCAAUGCCAACGGGCAGCCACGUUCGCUGGAUUCCUCCAAGCACCGGCUGGAGGUGCACACCAUCUCAGACACUUCCAGUCCCGAGGCCGCAGAAAAAGAUAAAAGCCAGCAGAACAAGAAUGAGGACGCCGGGACUGAGGACCCAUCCAAGAAGAAGCGGCAGCGGAGGCAGCGUACCCACUUCACCAGCCAACAGCUGCAGGAAUUAGAAGCCACCUUCCAGAGGAACCGCUACCCCGACAUGUCCACCCGAGAAGAGAUAGCCGUAUGGACCAACCUCACGGAAGCCAGAGUGAGGGUUUGGUUCAAGAAUCGCCGUGCCAAGUGGAGAAAGCGAGAGAGGAACCAACAGGCCGAGCUAUGCAAGAACGGCUUCGGGCCCCAGUUCAACGGCCUCAUGCAACCCUACGAUGACAUGUACCCGGGUUACUCCUACAACAACUGGGCUGCCAAGGGCCUCACCUCGGCCUCUCUAUCUACUAAGAGCUUCCCCUUCUUCAACUCGAUGAAUGUCAACCCCCUAUCUUCACAGAGCAUGUUCUCCCCGCCUAACUCCAUCUCGUCCAUGAGCAUGUCGUCCAGCAUGGUGCCCUCGGCGGUGACUGGCGUCCCGGGCUCCAGCCUCAACAGCCUGAAUAACUUGAACAACCUGAGCAGCCCAUCGCUGAACUCAGCUGUGCCAACGCCCGCUUGCCCUUAUGCGCCGCCGACCCCUCCGUACGUUUACAGGGACACAUGUAACUCUAGCUUGGCCAGCCUGAGACUGAAAGCGAAGCAACACUCCAGCUUCGGGUACGCUAGCGUGCAGAAUACGGCGUCCAAUCUGAGCGCCUGCCAGUACGCGGUAGACAGACCAGUGUGAACCCCAGGACCACCAAAGCGCCUAUCCAGAAAGCUGGCGGGAGGGCGACUAGGGGGGUUGUGAGGGAAACACAGGUUUUUAAAUACUGAAUGGGAAAAUCCCUUCCUGGAAAAACUGAGAAUUCUACUAGAAAGUAAUGAGCACACAAAAAAAGAGAGGGAUCGAAAGAGAGAAAGACUAGGAAACCAUUGAAAUAAAAAGCGCUCUUUUGUUUUCAAAGGAAUUUCCUCAGUUUCCGACAUCUUUCACUGAAAGUAUUUCCAACAGUAACAAGGACAUAUAUAUAUAUAUAUAUAAAUAUAUAUGGACAAAUGUUUGACUGGAUAUGACAUUUAAAUGUUACUAUAAGCUUGUUAUUUUUUAAGUUUAGCAUUGUUAACAUUAAAAAUGAUUGAAAGGAUGUAUAUAUAUGGAAAUGUCAAAUUAAUUUUAUAAAAGCAGUUGUUAGUAAUAUCACAACAGUGUUUUUAAAGAUUAGGCUUUAAAAUAAAGCAUGUUAUACAGAAGCGAUUAGGAUUUUUCGCUUGCGAGCAAGGGAAUGUAUAUACUAAAUGCGACACUGUAUGUUUCUAACAUUAUUAUGAAAAAAAAUUUGUGUGAAUAUCAGUUUUAGAAUAGUUCCUCUGGUGGAUGCAACGAUAUUUCUGAAAACUGCGAUGUAAAACUUGCCCUGUGUAUAACAUUUCUUACUAUAUUAUUGUUUUACUUUUCAGUAAACAUGAAAAAAUGUGUUUUAUUUCAUGGGAGUAAAAUAUACCGCAUACA
Antechinus flavipes (yellow-footed antechinus) is the source of this 2011-nucleotide messenger RNA. It is a transcript of the gene PITX2, whose product is annotated as paired like homeodomain 2. The coding region runs from base 212 to 1246 and encodes 344 amino acids. The transcript is spliced from 6 exons. The record is from RefSeq and is a predicted model, not a curated record. Gene Ontology annotation, molecular function: DNA-binding transcription factor activity, RNA polymerase II-specific; RNA polymerase II cis-regulatory region sequence-specific DNA binding. Gene Ontology annotation, cellular component: nucleus. Gene Ontology annotation, biological process: anatomical structure morphogenesis; regulation of transcription by RNA polymerase II. NCBI's taxonomy places the organism in Eukaryota, Metazoa, Chordata, Mammalia, Dasyuromorphia, Dasyuridae.